UUCGAUGCUCUUCAGGAUCGUACAGACUUGCAUGCGGGACUAGAACAAGAUACUGCUGUGGAGCAGGCCAAGGAGGCCAAUGAACUGCACGAAUUGUUCAACCCGAACAAUGAGUACAUUCAAUCAGUGGCACGAUGUCUACAAAUGAUGCUUCGUAUAGACGAAUAUCGCUUUGCAUUCGUGUCUGUCGAUGGAAUUUCGACUCUUCUCAGCGUUCUGUCUGGCAGAGUAAAUUUCCAAGUACAAUAUCAGCUUAUUUUUUGUUUAUGGGUACUUACUUUCAAUCCUCUCUUGGCAGAAAAGAUGAAUAAAUUCAAUGUCAUACCCAUUCUUGCUGAUAUACUCAGCGACUCAGUCAAAGAAAAAGUAACACGUAUUAUACUUGCAGUGUUUAGAAAUUUGAUUGAGAAAGUAGAAGAUGGACAAGUAGCUAAGGAACAUUGCAUCGCUAUGGUACAAUGCAAGGUGUUAAAACAACUUUCGAUAUUAUGUCAACGAAAGUUUGAUGACGAGGACAUCACUGAUGAUAUCGAGUUCCUCAAUGACAAACUGCAAGCAUCUGUGCAGGAUCUAAGUUCAUUCGAUGAAUAUUCGACGGAAGUGAAAUCUGGUCGUCUAGAAUGGUCUCCUGUUCACAAAUCGGGCAAAUUCUGGCGUGAGAACGCUAGUCGUCUUAACGAAAAGAAUUACGAACUCUUGCGUAUUCUGGUUCAUCUAUUAGAAACUAGUAAAGACCCACUUGUCCUCAGCGUGGCUAGUUUCGACAUCGGCGAAUAUGUGCGCCAUUAUCCACGUGGCAAGCACAUAAUUGAACAACUUGGUGGAAAACAGCGCGUAAUGCAACUUCUUGGACACGAAGAUCCUAAUGUUAGAUACGAGGCUCUUCUUGCAGUACAAAAACUUAUGGUACAUAAUUGGGAGUAUCUUGGAAAACAAUUAGAGAAAGAACAGACAGGUGCAUCUGGAGCAUCUACUAAUAAACCUGGAGUACAAGUGUCAGCGAAAGCUUGAAUAUUCGUGCAACUUGCACAAAUUUUCUGAUUUCGAGAAAGUUUCGAGAGUAUUAUAUAGUUCGCAUGAUAUAAUUAUCAUCCGCUUAUUGUAAAUUACAUAAAAUUCAAAAUACAUAUAUUCUCUUCCA
Messenger RNA from Acromyrmex echinatior (Panamanian leafcutter ant), 1141 nucleotides. It is a transcript of the gene VhaSFD, whose product is annotated as V-type proton ATPase subunit VhaSFD. Gene Ontology annotation, cellular component: lysosomal membrane; vacuolar proton-transporting V-type ATPase, V1 domain. The record is from RefSeq and is a predicted model, not a curated record. Gene Ontology annotation, molecular function: proton-transporting ATPase activity, rotational mechanism; protein binding. Gene Ontology annotation, biological process: proton transmembrane transport. NCBI's taxonomy places the organism in Eukaryota, Metazoa, Arthropoda, Insecta, Hymenoptera, Formicidae.